Molecule: messenger RNA, 534 nt
Organism: Ostrea edulis (European flat oyster)
Lineage: Eukaryota; Metazoa; Mollusca; Bivalvia; Ostreida; Ostreidae
Exons: 2
Coding region: 121-429 (102 amino acids)
Source: RefSeq, a predicted model, not a curated record
UAUUCACAUCUGACUCCCUCCCUUUAAAUCAUCAAAAUCACGGCCGUACGCACCCACCCACAAAGUAGUAACAAUUUUGUUAACCAUACGAGUGAUACUACAGGAGGCGGGAGAUGUGGCAUGGGGGCCUUCGACUGCAACGUAAAUGGCAACGGAGGUUUCUGUAGCGGUCUCUUCACAUGUACGUGCACAAAUGGUUAUACGGGAUCGUUCUGUGAAACAGCUCCAACAAGUGCCAUUACAGCUCCAGCAGGUCCCACCACAACCUCCACUACCAACGUCAACAACGUUAUAAACGUCAAUAAUCCUGUCAACGUCAACAGCGCUAAUGCUAACGUCAACACCGCUAAUGAUGCUAAUAACGCCAAGGUCAUACUGCUGGUUACCCUCGGGACAUUUCUAAUCUAUAUUUCUACUUUGAGAGGAUGAAGACCGAUUUUUUUUAGUCACGUACACCAAGAGCACGUUUACGACUGACUGUGCAGCUCAAUGCAUUUCUUCAAUCUAAUAAUUGUCAUAUUUUCCAAGAGACGA